Molecule: messenger RNA, 1523 nt
Organism: Penaeus monodon (black tiger shrimp)
Lineage: Eukaryota; Metazoa; Arthropoda; Malacostraca; Decapoda; Penaeidae
Exons: 3
Coding region: 168-764 (198 amino acids)
Biological process (GO): negative regulation of ATP-dependent activity
Cellular component (GO): mitochondrion
Molecular function (GO): ATPase inhibitor activity
Source: RefSeq, a predicted model, not a curated record
UCAAAUACCAACAACAACCCAUUAAAAAUAAUAACCAAAAAAAUAGAAAUAAUAAUAUCAGUAAUCUCAACCUAUUCGAAAUAAAAUAAGAACAAGAAAUGACACAAAGGAAAUAAACGCAGGAAAAAAAAUUCGCUGAUCAACGAACGCAGUCGACAAGACAUACAAUGGCGUUCAAAUUUCCUCGCGUUUUGCUGCACUUUCGCUCGCCCAGUGCGCUAAUCCUCCCCAGGGGCAGCCGAGGGACCCAGAGUGGCGCUGGCUCAGGGGUCGGGAGCGGCGGGGGGAGCGGGGGCAGCAUCAGGGACGCAGGGGGGUCCUUCGGGAGGCGGGCCGUGGUGCAGGAGGAGGAGUAUUUCCGCAGGAAGCAAAGGGAACAGCUGAUCAAACUCCGGAAGAAGCUGGAGAGCGACCGGGAAGCGACGGCGGAGAGUCAACCAAAGGGCGAAGGACCAGAGGGCGCUGGAGAUUCAACCCAGAGUGCCACUGACGCGGACCUUCGUGCCGACGCUCUCAUCAAAGACCGGGUGUUCCUCCUUCACAAGCUUGAGGAAUACGAAAGCCUUGUGAAGCUUCACCAGCAGGAGAUCCGGAGAGUCUUCGAGAUGGCGGAGGAGAACGUGCAGAUCAUCAGCCACUAUCAGGAGGAGAUCGGCUUCCUGAAAUCGACGAUGGAGAUCCAGAGGCAGUUCCCCGAGUUGGACCUUGGUCGGGAGCCGCGCAUCGAAAUCAUAAAGCCUCGAAAUGGUAGCUCCGAGUCGUAACUCACCCCAGAAUUCUUUCGUGAUAAAGCCAUUCUAAUCACUCUUAACUCAGUCCUCCUCAUCAUUAUUAUUAUUUUCGUUAUUUUGAACUCUAUGAUUGUUACUUGGAAAGGAUCUCUCCCAUCAUACAUUUUAAGCUGCCCCUUGUAUUUCCCUUGCACUUACUGUUGAAACCGGUGAAGCCCUUGGCCAGCUCUUCGUCGUCAAGGGGCCCCACGAUGGCUCCGAUCACGAAGUCGACAAUGGCGACCAGCAGCACCACUAGAAGCACCAGUUGGGCCUGUAAAAAAAUAACAUUUUAUUUUUUAUUAUUAUUUUUUUAUUAUUAUUAUUAUUAUUGUGUCAUUUAUCAUUCGCUCAAAUGUAUGAUCCAUGUUUUACCAUUUACUUGUCAAAUGUUUCAUCUGCCCCACUUAGGUCUGAUGAGAAUCUGACUUCUUAUUUAUUAUUACCGCCCAAGUAAAUUUGCGUGGCGUGUACUCUGCACCACGAAAGCGAGGGCGGAACACUUAUAUUUAUCCGAAGCUGACAACUGUAAAAGGUCGUCUUCCCAGAAUAUCUAAUCCAGUAAGUUCCAGUUUCUCUGAUUUUUUGUGCGCGAAGCUGGCCGCACCAUUCCAGUUUGCUUGCAUCGUUCUGUGCUUGCAGUUUACUAUACAUUAUGCUAACUGAACCGGUCUUUCAAGAGGGAUUGCAAACUUUUACGGAAAGCAAAAGCAAAAUGUAUGUUGUGAAUCUUAUUAAUGGAAAUACAAUACU